This is a messenger RNA of Elgaria multicarinata webbii, 1524 nucleotides long. RefSeq names its product forkhead box N4 (gene FOXN4). NCBI's taxonomy places the organism in Eukaryota, Metazoa, Chordata, Lepidosauria, Squamata, Anguidae. Gene Ontology annotation, biological process: regulation of transcription by RNA polymerase II. The coding region runs from base 1 to 1524 and encodes 507 amino acids. The record is from RefSeq and is a predicted model, not a curated record. The transcript has 9 exons. Gene Ontology annotation, molecular function: transcription cis-regulatory region binding; DNA-binding transcription factor activity, RNA polymerase II-specific.
AUGAUAGAGAGUGAUAUUACCUCCAUAAUGUCUGGCCUCAUGAGAAAUUCUCCACAGGAGUACAGACUCUUGGCUUCUGACCCCUCACAGUUGAGUGAAGAUGACUUCCCUGGUGACUUGCAGUCCCUGUCAUGGCUGACAUCCGUCGAUGUCCCUCGGUUGCAACAGAUGGCCAGUGAAAGAAUGGAUUUUGGCAUCAACCCCCAGAAUGCUGUUCUGCAACAGUCUGGCUCCGUGCCAGGAAGUAUGCAUGCCUCCGGGGCUCCUGGUCCCAUGAUCCACAUACAGGCCAGCCUGCCUCAAAGCAUUCUGGGCCUGAACACAGUUUCGCCACAUGGGACAAAUAUGAGCCAGUACGUGGUCGGGGGACCGCUGUCUCCCAGCCUGCAGCCACAGCAAGCCCCUCUCUUCCCUCCGCCACCCCGCCAUGCACAGCAGGUGUUUGCCAUCACACACAACGCACCACAGUGCUCACCAGCAACAAUAUACAGCGCAUCUUAUGGGACACAGCCUCAGUAUUCUCAGCCGCGCCUUGCACCGCACGCUGCCCAGGAGCUGCACACCAAACAUUACCCUAAGCCAAUCUACUCCUACAGCUGCCUGAUUGCUAUGGCUCUGAAGAACAGCAAGACAGGAAGCCUCCCUGUUAGCGAGAUCUACAGCUUCAUGAAGGAGCACUUCCCCUAUUUCAAGACCGCACCCGACGGCUGGAAGAAUUCUGUCCGCCACAACCUGUCCCUGAACAAAUGCUUUGAGAAGGUGGAGAACAAGAUGAGCGGCACCUCCCGUAAAGGGUGCCUGUGGGCGCUCAACCCCGCCAAAAUAGACAAGAUGGAGGAGGAAAUGCAGAAGUGGAAGCGGAAAGAUUUGGCUGCUAUUCACAGGAGCAUGGCAAACCCAGAGGAGCUGGACCAACUUAUCACAGACCGACCUGAUAACUGCAGGAGGCCGAGCAAGCAGGGCGAAGCUGACGCGCCCACGCUGAGCCAUGUGGCGGCCGCCCAAGGCCGCAUCUCGCAGCUGCAGCCCGUCAUGACGCUCUCCCUGCAGUCCAUCCCGCUGCAUCACCAGAUCCAGACGCAGGCGUGCAUGACCCCGGACUCUCCAGCUCCUGCGCAGACGCCUCCACUGCAUGGCCUGCACAAUGUUAACCACAGCCCCCUCCCUCAGCAUCCAAUGAGCCGGGGCCCAGACUUCCUCAGCGUGAUGAUGACAGAUAUGAGCACAGAGGUCGACGCCCUUGACCCCAGCAUCAUGGACUUUGCACUGCAAGGUAACAUAUGGGAAGAGAUGAAGGACGAGAGCUUCAGCCUGGAGACCCUGGGUGCCUUCAGCAACUCCCCUCUGACGCUGUCCGAUUGCGACCUCGCUCCAUCCGGCCUUACGCCAGUCUCUAGCGGCAACAACCAUUCCUUUUCAGACUUACAAGUGACAGGCCUCUAUACGACCUAUACCACGCUGGACACAGUGUCAUCCGCACAGUACAUCAGUGCCCAAGGGAACAAGCCAAUUGCCCUGCUCUGA